CUUUUUUUCAAGGGGAGGAAUUGCGUGUCUUUAGAACUGACCAUACAGUCUUUCACCGUUGAAUCGGCUAGUGCACCUUACUACAUAGGGCUGGACUCGGCUAUCCGACGUCCCUUCUUGGGCAAGCGUAGUGCACGAAGCACUUGUUCAUAGGUCUUUUAGGACCGUUGUAUCUGCGUGCAGGAGUCGGAAGGAUUCAGUGUAGCGAGAGACAUAUUUCUGACUAAUAAUAGGUAGCCCAAAUGACAAAUAUUACAUCAAACUAGACUUGGUUCAGACUCGAGGAAGAAUUGUUGGAACUUAACAAACCGAAGAAGAAGCGAAUUCGGGUUCGAUUUCGGACCGACGAGAUUGGUCGAGUGCUUCUUUUUUCUAUCAACUUCAGCCUCCCGCAUACGUGCCAGUAUGUUCGAGAAACAGCGUUACGACAGCCCUCCGGUGUACAGCCCUCCCUACACCGCCCCCUCCAAUGGCUACGGCCCGCCAGUCAGCUUCACCUCCCCCAAGAGUGAGUUCGACCCCUACCCGCCCCCCCCAGGGUCCUACUACAUGGAAGAGAAGCCUCAGCACUUCUACAAGUGGAUCUCCCCGCCCGGCAUCGUCAAGGCCAUGAUGGGCGUGGUGGUGGUGCUCUGUGUGGCUAUAUUCGCCUGUGUGGCCUCCACUCUGAUGUGGGACAUGCAGGGGUACCAGAUGGGCAUGGGGUCAUACGGGUCAGGGUUGGGAGGGUAUGGGGGCUAUGGCAGUAACUACGGCAGCAGCUAUGGAUCAGGGUACGGAGGCGGGUACGGAGGCGGGUACGGGGGCUACGGCAGUCAAUACAGCUCCUACCCGACGCCCUACUCGGCUAAAACCAGCAUGAUCGCCAUGGCGGCCAUCAACUUCGUGGGGGCGCUGGGCUUCUUCAUCGCUAGUUUCUCCAAGACGCCCGUGUUCCGCUGCAGGAAGUUCUACCUGGUGAUCCUGGUGGCCAGCUGCAUCAUGGCCUUCCUCGAAGGCAUCAUCAGCAUCGUGUACAUCGUCGGGGUGAACCCUAUGGCCCAGAGCUCCUCCAGCAUGAUGUACAACCCCAUGUUGAUGAUGUGUCAGAACCUGUAUGGGGCAGGCUACUCUAACAUGGGAGGGGUCGGAGGCUUCCCCUUGUACAACCAGUACCUGUAUCACUACUGCUUUGUGGACCCACAAGAGGGCGUGGCCAUGGUGUGUGGAUUCCUGGUGGUGAUCGCCUUGGUGGUCGCUGCUUUCUUCGCACAAAAAACACGCAGCAAGAUCUGGCGCUACGGGAAGCCCAACAUCUACUGGGAUGAGCCCCUGACUGGAGGGCUGGCUCCUGAGGGCCGCGACGUGGAGGACUGGGUGAACCAGGUGGAGGAUAACAACAGUACCCAUGAUGCCCCUACAGUCGUGUUGUCAGAGAAGGGUGGCGGGGCACUAAACACCUCAGCCAAUAGCAUCAUCUCCUACCCUGCCAAGCCAGAAAGCAGCGUUCUAAUUGGGGAAACGUACAACGACAAUGUGUACUCGGAUCGGUCCAGCCGGCCAUCGGACCAGCCGUCCCGCGGUGGAGGGGUGAGCUCCAGCCCCUCAGAGGAGGCAGCCGGGGUCCGCAAGCCCUCCGCCAACCGGGGGAAGAGACGCCGUCGUAACCCGGAGCUGGACGAGUCGCAGUACGAGACGGAGUACACCACGGGAGGAGAAACGGGCAACGAGCUGGACGCAGGGCAUCUGGAGAGCAACUACCCCGAGAUCACCUCAGACGGUCAGCGUCAUGACUACAAGAGGGAGUUCGACGCUGACCUAAGGGAGUACAAGCAGCUGUGUGCAGAGAUGGACGACAUCAACGACCAGAUGAACAAACUGAGCAGACAGCUGGACUCGCUGGACGAAGGCUCCUCCAAAUACCAGGGCGUGGCCGAGGAGUACAACCAUCUGAAGGACGUGAAGCGGACGUCCGAAUACCGGUCUAAGAAGGUGGAGUGUCGCCAGCUGAGACACAAACUCUUCCACAUCAAGCGCAUGGUGAAGGACUACGAUAAGGGCCAGUAGCGAGGGCCCUGGCGUGGCCCCGCUCGACACACCAGGUUCUGAACGCCUCAGUUCUCAUGACAAUUCAACACUCCUGAACACGACCUGCAUGCUGAGACGACGGGAAGAACGAAAGACCCACGUCAACAUUGAGACCAAAGCUGCCCGCAAGCUGCAGAAAAAUACACUCUCACACACACACACACACACACAUGUACACACACACUCUCACACGCACAUGUACACACACACAUGUACACACGCACACGUACUCAUAUAUGCAUUCACACGCGCAUGUACGUACAGAUACACAUACACACGCUUGCACGCGCAAACAUGCACACACACACACGAUACAGAGCAACGGAAAUGCUUUUUUUCUUGUGUGUAGUUUUUCCCCUUUGCAUUUUGUAUAUAGAACCACUGUAUAUCCCAUUCCAUAAUGACUACACUGACCAUGAAUGCUUUAGCUCCUCCAGGAAAUGCUUGGACUCUGUCUUGCGUGAAGCACUGUUGAACCAGCGAUAAACCAACAGGUUGCCAGGUGAGACUGACUCCCACCCUGGACUGUUUUAGCCGGGGGGGUCUGGAGGGGGUUGGGAAAGAGGUUUUCCAAAGUCAUUCGACCUUCGCUUUGCUAGAACUUGUGGAAGAAAGCUUGGUUGGAUGCUGUUUGCUGUAGAUUGGUGCGUUGACUUUGUUCUGUCUACUGAGAUAAGGGUGGCAGUGUCGUAAACCUGAGAGAAGUUAAGUGUGAUUACUGUGUUGGAGCUCUCGCCGGGUAUCGCCCAUGGCAACGCCCACAAACAAAACCCAACCGCAACACGUCUGAAUCACUUCUGCGAAGGAUUGCUACUGAAAUUGUAAAACAUGCGUAAUUUGACGUGUAUCCCAAUUACAUUUGGAACGAAAAAUAACUUGUGCUCUUAAAAGUUUGGAUUUUGUACCAAUGCAGUCUACUGUUUGUGAAGUGUGUUCCAGUUAUUUCUGUAAACCCAUCGACUGGUUUCCAUGGGUGAGAUAAACCAAAACGAGUGAACGGAAGAACGAACCGAUGCUUUGUGUAUAUACUUUUGUAUUGUCAUCUGAGUGUUUGCAGACCAGAUUAUUCUAACAUAACCAGGCUGAUGCAGGCUUAUGGUUACUGGCCAAAAGGGUGUACAUUGUGAUUACUGACAAUGAGUAUACAUGAUUAAAAUGUAACAUCCAAUGCAUCUCUCCGAAUUCACCAAAACAGCAGUUUAAUUUCUCUUUUUUUUAUUUUGUAUUGAACAUUGGCAGUCAUAUCACUGGUGUGCGUUGUUUUUGCGGUCAUUCACAAUGCACUGCUGCUAUGAUCAAUUUCACUUGACAGUGCAGUUCUAAGAAACAAUGUCUUACGUCUUUUUUAAAUUGUAUUUCUACAAUUUGGGAAACACUUCAAUAUGCAUUUAUAUUUUGUAAUUUUGUUAAAUGAUUCACUAGGGUUGAUUUUGUGUUGAUUAUAUUAGAUUAUAUAACAUUGUAAUAGUUAUGUUAAUACACUUCCUAUGCAAUGUAAUGCUUUGCGUCAGAAAAUAUCACAUUUGUUUUGAUUAUUUUAAUUUUUAUGAAGAAGAAAUCUUCUUUUUGCAAACUUUCUCCUGCCCGAGUCAUUUAUUUUUGUAUUCAUUUACCUUUUCCUUUCAUUUUUAUUGUUUUAUAACUGAACAUAUU
Hypomesus transpacificus is the source of this 3720-nucleotide messenger RNA. RefSeq names its product occludin-like. The transcript is spliced from 8 exons. Bases 406 to 2046 code for a protein of 546 amino acids. Gene Ontology annotation, cellular component: bicellular tight junction; transcription elongation factor complex; membrane. NCBI's taxonomy places the organism in Eukaryota, Metazoa, Chordata, Actinopteri, Osmeriformes, Osmeridae. Gene Ontology annotation, biological process: positive regulation of transcription elongation by RNA polymerase II; bicellular tight junction assembly; snRNA transcription by RNA polymerase II. Gene Ontology annotation, molecular function: cis-regulatory region sequence-specific DNA binding. The record is from RefSeq and is a predicted model, not a curated record.